CACUCAUCGGACCUGAUUCACUCCACGAUCGGCUGCAUUCAUUCACAAAACUCAUACACCACGCUGUCUGCCACGCCGACACUGCAACAUGGCACUCUCUUACAGGUAUAAAGUACCUUUGCUGAUGCUGGUUGCUACAAUCCUCCUCCUUCGACAUUCUGCUGUUGCUCAGGUCACGUUCUCCCGAGACUGGACUGCUGGGAAAAGGUCUUUGAAUUCCGGUCUGGGCUCUGAAUGCGCUCCAAACGUGAAAUCUACCGUCGCCCUUUGCCAGAUUUUAGUCAGCGAGCUGCGUCAGUUGGCGUCUUGCGAGAUGAGGAGCCACCUGGGCCUGAGCGGCCAGACCAACCCAGACGACACCCUGGCAGAGGCAGCCCCCUUCCCUCCAAACCCCCGAGCCGGCAGAUAAAAGUCUGACCGCGAUGGAUUGCGUAGUUUGUAGUGUCUAAUUA
Molecule: messenger RNA, 452 nt
Organism: Cloeon dipterum
Lineage: Eukaryota; Metazoa; Arthropoda; Insecta; Ephemeroptera; Baetidae
Product: adipokinetic hormone/corazonin-related peptide-like
Exons: 4
Coding region: 89-409 (106 amino acids)
Cellular component (GO): extracellular region
Molecular function (GO): hormone activity
Source: RefSeq, a predicted model, not a curated record